Colletotrichum orchidophilum is the source of this 1551-nucleotide messenger RNA. RefSeq names its product phosphotyrosyl phosphate activator protein. Gene Ontology annotation, molecular function: peptidyl-prolyl cis-trans isomerase activity; protein tyrosine phosphatase activator activity. Lineage: Eukaryota; Fungi; Ascomycota; Sordariomycetes; Glomerellales; Glomerellaceae. Bases 1 to 1551 code for a protein of 516 amino acids. The record is from RefSeq and is a predicted model, not a curated record. Gene Ontology annotation, cellular component: cytoplasm; protein phosphatase type 2A complex; nucleus. Gene Ontology annotation, biological process: mitotic spindle organization. The transcript has 2 exons.
AUGGAUCCUCCAAAACCAUCACCACCAUCGUCAACAACACCACCCCAAAGACCGUCCGUCCCCGCCAUCGCGCCCCUCCCAAAGACCCCGCGCAGCUUCCAAACCCCCACCAAGCGCAUCAACACCGGCACCGACCUCGCAACGUUCCUCACAACCACAGCCUACCGCGACAUCCUCCUCUUCCUCCUCCAACUCAACCGCUCUCUCUGCCCGCGCCGCAACCCCACCCGCCCAACCGGUCCCUCCACGACCUUCCCCCUCUCCUCCGUCCCCUCCACCCCCGAACGCGGCCUCCCGCCCUCCAUCGCCCGCCUCCAGAACCUCCUCGCCGCCGCAGAAGCCCUCAUCGACCUCGCGCCCCCGGACCCGGGCCCCCGCCGCUUCGGCAACGUCUCCUUCCGCAAGUGGCACGAGCUCCUCGCCGAACGUGCCCCCGCCCUGCUCUUCAAACACAUCCCCGACGCCGUCCUCGCCUUUCCCACAACCCCGUCCUCCGAGCCACCCGCCUCCGAGCUCCUAGCCUACCUCCUCGGCUCCUUUGGCUCCUCGCAGCGCCUAGACUACGGAACGGGCCACGAGCUCUCCUUCCUCGCCUUCCUCGGCUCGCUCUACAAACUCUCCUACUUCGCCGACGACACCACCACCACCACCACCACCGCAGAAAAUGGCCAACCCGCUGCGCCGACUGACACAGCCGCCCUAGACCGCACCAUCGUCCUCGGCGUCAUCGAACCCUACCUCCGCGUCGUCCGCCGCCUGAUUCUCACAUACACCCUCGAGCCCGCAGGCUCCCACGGCGUAUGGGGCCUCGACGACCACUCCUUUCUCCCCUACAUCUUUGGCUCCGCCCAGCUCACGGCGCCCGUGUCAUCGGACGCCGACCCGAUGCCGACAGAGGGCUCCGUCCGCGGCGCGCCCAAGACGGGAGACAUUGUCAAGCCCGCCGUCGUGGAGGACCAGCGCGGCGAGAACAUGUACUUCUCCGCCGUCGGCUUCAUAAACGACGUCAAAAAGGGCCCCUUUUGGGAGCACAGCCCCAUCCUCUUUGACGUUUCUGGCGUCAAGGACGGCUGGGGGAAAAUCAACAAGGGCAUGCUCAAAAUGUUCAACGCAGAAGUCCUCCAAAAAUUCCCCGUCGUCCAGCACUUUACAUUUGGCUCCCUCUUCUCUUGGGACCAGGACCCAAACGCCGAACCCGUCUCCCAGUCCGUUCACGCCGCGAACCAGCCCUCGUACAACUACCCAGCGACGACGACGGCGCCUCCCCCGCCUCAGGGUGGCGCAGGCACAGCCGCACCGUGGGCAAUAGCGGGCGGCGGCGGCGGCGCUGCUGCUGCUGCUUCUGCUGCUGCUGCUGCCCCGGGUCGCAUGCCUCCCCCCGGUGCUGCUAUCGGUAUCCCCUACUCGCGGCAAGCGCCGCCGCCGUCAUCCGCAGCUUCGGCGCGGGCGCCUCCGACGGGUAUGAUGCCUAUGCCUCCAGGCGCGCAGCAGGCUCGGCAGGGGACGGCUGAUGCGCAAAUUACGUUGACAAAGGCGCCGUGGGCGAAGUGA